Messenger RNA from Malus domestica (apple), 1069 nucleotides. RefSeq names its product exosome complex component RRP41-like. Gene Ontology annotation, cellular component: nucleolus; nuclear exosome (RNase complex); cytoplasmic exosome (RNase complex). Lineage: Eukaryota; Viridiplantae; Streptophyta; Magnoliopsida; Rosales; Rosaceae. Gene Ontology annotation, biological process: poly(A)-dependent snoRNA 3'-end processing; U4 snRNA 3'-end processing; rRNA catabolic process. The record is from RefSeq and is a predicted model, not a curated record.
CGCACCGUUUAAGGAGAAGAAGGACAAACGAAAAGGCUCCAAGUAGCAGCGAACGCACAGUAACGCACGGGAACAGAAGAGAAGAACAGGGAGUUUCGACUGCCGCCGCAAAUGGCCGGGAAAGGUGGAGCAACCCCAAGCACUUACGCGCCGUCUCCGACGACCCAGAAGACCAAAUCUCUAAUUUUUGGAAACAACGACGUCGAUUGGGUCCGCUCCGACGGCCGUGAAUUCCACCAAUGCCGACCUGCCUUUUUCAAGACUGGUGCUGUAAAUUGUGCUUCAGGAUCAGCUUAUGCAGAGUUUGGAAAUACCAAGGUCAUUGUUUCUGUAUUUGGACCAAGAGAGAGUAAGAAGGCAAUGAUGUACAGUGAUAUAGGACGCUUAAAUUGUGAUGUCAGCUAUACAACUUUUGCUACUCCAGUUCGUGGACAGGGGUCGGACCACAAAGAAUUUUCGUCUAUGCUUCAUAAAGCUUUAGAGGGUGCAAUAAUAUUGGACACUUUCCCGAAGACUACUGUGGAUGUUUUUGCAUUGGUGUUAGAAUCUGGGGGCAGUGAUUUUCCUGUAAUCAUAUCAUGUGCUAGCCUUGCCCUAGCAGAUGCCGGGAUAAUGAUGUAUGACCUUGUUGCUUCAGUUUCUGUGUCUUGUCUCGGAAAGAACCUUGUCAUUGAUCCUGUUUUGGAGGAGGAAAGCUACCAAGAUGGAAGCUUAAUGCUGACUUGUAUGCCUUCUCGCUAUGAGGUCACCCAAUUAACUAUCACUGGGGAAUGGUCAACCCCAAAACUUAACGAGGGAAUGCAAAUUUGCCUGGACGCGUGCGCAAAGCUUGCGGAGAUCAUGAGGGCAUGCUUGAAGGGGACUAAUUCGACCUUGGAAGAAUCAUGAGGGCAUGCGUGGGAGGACGUAAUCGGUUAAUUCAACCUUGGAAGAAUGGAGGCUUGCAAGGACCUUAUUCUACCUUGGAAGGACGAUAAUUUUGUCAAUUGUAAUCGUUAGUUUUUCUUGUAAGUUGUAAGGAACAAAUUUUGAGUUAUUAUAUAGGAGAAAGAUUUGACCCUUAAUUAUA